This is a messenger RNA of Cinclus cinclus, 554 nucleotides long. RefSeq names its product ribosomal protein S18 (gene RPS18). Gene Ontology annotation, molecular function: RNA binding; structural constituent of ribosome. NCBI's taxonomy places the organism in Eukaryota, Metazoa, Chordata, Aves, Passeriformes, Cinclidae. Bases 32 to 490 code for a protein of 152 amino acids. The transcript has 6 exons. The record is from RefSeq and is a predicted model, not a curated record. Gene Ontology annotation, cellular component: cytosol; small ribosomal subunit; ribosome. Gene Ontology annotation, biological process: translation.
CUUCCGGCAGAGCCCCGCGAAGGCCGCAGUCAUGUCUCUGGUGAUCCCCGAGAAGUUCCAGCACAUUCUGCGGGUGCUCAACACCAACAUCGACGGGCGCCGCAAGAUCGCCUUCGCCAUCACCGCCAUCAAGGGCGUGGGGCGGCGCUACGCUCACGUGGUGCUGCGCAAGGCGGACAUCGACCUGACCAAACGGGCUGGGGAGCUCACCGAGGACGAGGUGGAGAGGGUGAUCACCAUCAUGCAGAACCCCCGACAGUACAAGAUCCCAGACUGGUUCCUCAACAGACAGAAGGACGUCAAGGAUGGCAAAUACUCCCAGGUUCUGGCCAACGGCCUGGACAACAAACUCCGCGAGGACCUCGAGCGCCUCAAGAAAAUCCGAGCUCACCGCGGCCUGCGCCACUUUUGGGGUUUGAGAGUGCGGGGCCAGCACACGAAAACCACCGGGCGCCGCGGGAGAACCGUGGGUGUGUCCAAGAAAAAAUGAGGAGAAAAGGGCAAAAUUGGGCUGGAAAAAUGGGAAUUGGUGGUUUGGGGUUUUUUUUUGGGGU